This is a messenger RNA of Culex quinquefasciatus (southern house mosquito), 11053 nucleotides long. RefSeq names its product lysosomal-trafficking regulator (gene mv). Gene Ontology annotation, molecular function: protein binding. The record is from RefSeq and is a predicted model, not a curated record. The transcript is spliced from 10 exons. NCBI's taxonomy places the organism in Eukaryota, Metazoa, Arthropoda, Insecta, Diptera, Culicidae. Bases 590 to 10873 code for a protein of 3427 amino acids.
CAGCUGGCGUACUCCGCACCAAAACAGACAUCGCAGAACCAAAGCCAAGUGAAAAGCUGGACUGCAGACGACGGUUGUAGUGCUGCGACGAAUAGUAAUAAUCAAAACAAAGGGUCUGCACCAGGACGAAGGUUGCACAAUUUCGUCAUAAUUUGGCCAUAUUUGAGUUUGGUAGAAAGGAAAACGGUACCGUAAAGUGCUUCCCAACCCCGGAUAUCACGCGAAACAAUAGCAAUCCUUGUGUGACUUAAUGCAGAAGUGGACUUCUUCACUGUUGAACCUUGCGUGACCUCCUCAAAGUCUUUUCAGACGCAAAUUGUUUCCAUUUCUUGUGAGCAUACGCGUCUAUCUCCGUUUGAGUUUGCUCCGUGGUGAGCUAAUCCAGAGUCAGCUCAGCUCAGCUCCGAGAAUCAUCGUUCGCCAGUAAUCGUCGCGGAUUCGCGGACUCAACAUCUGGUGGCAGAGCUGUACUCGGAAUUGGUAAAAGAAUCAAGAUGAAAGUCCUAGUCUAGAGAAGACAAAAGCACUUGCAAGAAAGUUGCACACACAUCGUAAAUUUCACCCCAGAGCAAAUAUCCGAGCUACAACAAUGGCAUCAACCAGUAGCAACAACAGAAGCAGUACGGACGUGCCCUCGGAUUACGCCCGGCUUAAGCUGCUGUGGCUGAAUUUUCUCAACAGUGACGACGACAACGCCGGAAACGCUGCCUCCAAGACCUCAUGGUUGGAGCUAUUUCUGUACGAGUUUGGAAAGCUCAACGCGGAGCAGACGGCGCAAUUCCAACGGUCAAACAUCUCCGAGAACGUGUCGUCCGCCUUAUCGCGCCAACUGUUGCAGUUUAUUAUCGAGAUCUGCUCCCGUGGUGAAUCCACCACAACGGAUGGCGGCGAGACGGACCUUGGGGACCUGGAGCAGCAGCAGCAGCAGCAGGAGGAAUCGUCGUCCUCUCUUUCGUCCACGUCCACCUACACGACGGCACGAAGUGUAAUAACGACGACCGCUGAUCGUAGCGAUAACAGGCAGGGUCAGGAAGACUCCAACGAGGAUCGCUACCAAGAAUUGAGGGUGUUCUUGCUGGAAGGUAUCGGUGGACGGAUUUUGCGAGCGUUGGAACAGCUCGGGGGAAAGGACAUUGCAAACGGUCGCGAGAUCGCCGAGGUUUUGAUCAGAAUUCUGCCGACCCGCAAGUGGUGCACUCCCCAGUUAGCGGAUCUCCAGUAUCAACCUCAGUACAACGCGCAGCUGCUAAAGGUGUUCGAGAUGCGAACUUUCAACAACGAUUGGCGUAACGAAACGAGUCGCGCCUCGUUACACACGACGAUCUGUGGUAUGCAGACGUUGCUGGCGCCUCCGGAAUCGUCCCCAGAACCUCAACCAACGAGUUUGACCGACUAUCAAACCGAAGCGUUCAAUGCGCAUCUGCGUACGGCGUUGACUCAAGAUCAGCUAACGCUUACAGUGCUCAACCUGCUCGAAAGUCUCGUCGUCAACGAAAACCUGCUCACAAUCGACGAUCGCUCAGCCACGAUCAGCUGUCUACGGAUGGCAAUCGAGCGGCUUCGCCGUCUGGAACUGAUCGAGGAAAGUCCCCGGAACAAGCUGAUCUUACGACAUAAACUGCUCGGUAUUCUAAUGAUCAGCUUGAACAACCUGUUCUUCCUGGACAACCUGGAGAGCGACUUUAUCGGGCUCAAGCAGGUCGCUGCACAGGUCAUGCAACUACUCCACGGUGAACUUGAGGGUGCCAGCACCAAUCCCAUCAGCUGUGAUUUCAUCUACAACCUGACGUACACGAUCGUGUCAACCGUGAAUCAGUCGUUCCUGCACUACAACGAAACACUCGUCAGUGAGCAAUUCUUCCUGGCAAUCUUCCGCUUGCUGGAAAGCAACCUGGACAUCAUCAAGCAUGUUUACGGCUUGCUGCAGGCUUCUUCCAGUGGAAGUCAACCCAAGUUAGUAGACAUCUUGCUUAAAAUGCUCCAGAACUUCAUCACAACCUUAUCGCCCAAUCGAGUGGCCGUUCCAAACUCGAAGAAACCACGCGCUCGUCACAGAGUUCAUCACUCUCGCCAAGAUCCCCGCACGGCGUACGUUUGUGCGCUUGAAAACAUCCUGCUGAACAUAUUCCCGAUCGUGAAGCACACCGACCAGCGCACGCUCCUCCAAUUCUUCACCAUGCAUCAAAUCUGCUGCUGUAACGCCACCAUCCAAACGCUGGAAGUUCUACUUCGCUUCAAUCGCGAUCACGACCUGGUACCGCGCGUUUGUCUCAACUUUGCCAACCGCAACGUGAUCCACGCCAUCUUCAGCCGCUCGAACUGUGACAGCUGCGAAGCCGAACGCUUCAACGACCGGUUCUACGAUCGAUUCGCUCAAAUUCAUCGCGACGUGUUUGACACGUACGGGCGGCUGGAGAACCGGCCGCGAAUGCCGACACUGCUGCGGUAUCUUCAGGACGGAGUCCGGGUCGUUCCGUACCGACUGGGACGGUUCGUGCUGUUUGAGUUGGUACUGCCGCAACUGUGCAAGGAAAAGGCCGAUUUCAAGGAACUCGUGCUGGAUGAAACGACGAAGGAGAUCACCAACAGCUGUCUGAUGAUCGUGGCACGCUGUUUGAGGGAUGCAAAUCUGUUUGAGGCGUUUUUCAGCGAUGAGAAUCGGGCCAUGAUCCGGGAGCUGUCGCUACGGGCGGAGUUUGUCUACCAAGCUGGGGUUGUGUUAAGGAUUGGAGUUGAGAACGCUCAUCAAUUACCGAAUAUUGAAGGUCCGCUGGGAACAAUUUUGCUGGACGGUUUGGAGGACCUUUCCAACUAUCUUGGGCUGUUGUUCGGGAUUCUUCGUACAAGUGACGUCAACAUCGAUCUUCAUUCGAUACCUCCGAAAGAUCAAGAUAUCUGGUACAAGAUCGACUCUACCGCCAACGUGCUUCAGGUCUAUGUCGAGCACUGGAAAAUCGUCCGACAUCUACUACAAGUCAACGAACGAUUCUACGCAGCCUUCCUGCAGCGAUUCACCCACGUUGAAUGUUUUCUUCCGCUCGUCUACGACCUGUUCAGCCUGCUCAUUCACCACGAUCAAGCAAAACGGUCGGUCCCGCUGCCAAAACUAGCUGACCUUACCGCCGACCUGGUCGAUCCGGAGCGUCGCAGCAUCCUGAACAUCUUCCACUACAACGACCAAAUCUUCGAUCAUCAACUUCCCAGCGCCGAGGAGUUCUUUAAGUCCACGUCCGAUCACUCGGGCAGCGUCGAGGACGAAGACUACUCGUUUUUGCGCGAACUCGCCCUCAAAUAUCCGGACGUGACCGCCCAUGAAACCGCCGACGGUAACGGCCGGCUCGAGAAAAGCUGGUCGCUGCUGGAAAUGUUCAACAUCAAGCAUCUACUGGCGGAUCUCGUGGACGAGUACUUUCCCGGAACGGCUAUCAGAAGGGCACGCAUUCGGCGCGGCGACCUGCCGGAUCAGGUACAGCAACUGCUGUCCACCGGAGGGUUCAUCCGCAAGCGGUUGGCCACGCUGGUGGAGCUGAUUCUCAGCACUUUCCAGAUGCUCGUCGAUAAGAACGACCAGUUGGGUGACGCCAUGCAGUCGGCGUUGGUUGAGCUGAAGAAGCUCCUGCUAAGCGGAGCCUUCGAGAACUGGGAAUCGCCGGAAAGUUCACGGAACGUGAUGAACGCGCUGCAAUCGCUGCUGAAGAUUGCCGAAGUACGCAGCGAAAGUGCCGGAUUUGAAGUGGUGGACCAGGCUGAACAGAACGAGUACUACUUUCCGGUCCAGUGCUUUUCGCUGGGUAGUCGCAAGAAGUCGCUUAGCGCCGAGGACGACCUUAGCUCGACGGACGAGAGUUACACGACGGCGUUGGAUGAUGGGUACGAGGGCGAUGUGGAGAACGAUCAUCUGGUGCCGAGGGGGAGAAAGGGUAGUGGAGUGGGCCGUGAACAGUCGCUACGCAUAAACCGUAACAUCUGUGCGAUCGUGGUUGAGAUAUUGAUCGAGCUGUCGAAGAAAUGUGCCAAUAACCCGGCGAGUUGGUCAUCACUACUUUCCCAGACCGUGCUGAAGCUCAACGGGAUCAAGGAGUACCUUGGAGGUUCACUGUAUUUGAUAACCGGGUUUAGUCCGAUUCUGGAGAAGAGCGAUGUCGAAUUGAAAGAGUUGCAGACAGCGGUUCUCGAGCUAAUCACUGACCUCGAUAGUCCGGAAGUGUUGUCCAAGUUUUUGCAACUGCUAAGUCUAGAAGAUCCUCCCGUCCAACUGAUCCUCACCAAGCUGACCAACCUAAUCGAUGCCAACUACAAGCUGGAAUGCUACACUGAACUAAACUUUCCAGAUGCCAACGACGACGGGUCACGGAUAUCGACCUGUGACGUGCUCCUAUCGAAAAAGAUCAACUAUUUGCGCGAACAUCACCGCUUCUUCAACAUCCGAACACCGUUCACCUGUGCAGCACGAGUCAUCCCGUUGAACUGCGCCGAUUUCUCCCCUUGGAACAACGAAGGAUUCACUGCGUCGGUUUGGUUCCGUCUAAGUACCGACCAGCAGGACAGCAACCGUGUCACGAUGACCCACCUGAUAUCCGUGGGCAGUGAGAAGCAGAUCGUGUCCGUGUUUAUCAACCGUCAACGUCAGUUUACCGUGCGAUUUAACAAACCCGACCGUAUCAUUACCAGCGCGCACACCAAGCAAUACCUGGCGAAUGCCGCCGGACUUACGUGCUGUGAUGACUGCUCGAAAGAGUUAUCCCACCUGUGGAACUAUAAGAACUUUCUUCGAUCGAUGGAACCGAUCACGCAACCAUUUCGGGUAGAUUCUCCCGGAGCGCAGUGUGUUUACUGCUACAAGUUGUUGCCAGCGGGUAGAGAUGUAGCAACCACAAGUCUCUCCAACGACUACUUUUACGAUCUUCACUCGGAGCAGUACACCAUCAAGGAUCUUCAACUAAUGGAGAACCGAUGGACCAUGCUGGCACUCUCGGUACGCCAACUCGACAAUACGAUCACUAUCGAACUCACGCUGGACGGCGUCCAGCAGCAGUCCCUCUCAGUGGGCGAUGCCUGUAUGAUUCACAUCGAUACCUCCCUGCCGGUAAUUGCUAUCGGACAUCGCACCGGUACCGAAGACGAUUGUCCGUUGAACUACUCACUUUCGAAUGUGCAGCUAUUUCGACGGUGCUGGACCGAUUUGACCAUGCUGGCCAAUUUGUACGCACUUGGGCCCAACUGGAUCCAUUUGGCUGGAGCGCUGAGCGGUGAGAUUAUACCCAACUACGGAAGCCUAAACCUGUCUAAGCUAACGCUGGAAGACCUUCAACCGAAGAAUACGUUUCAACUGCUUCAACAAACACACGUCGGAUAUUACGCUGCACACAAACCGGACCUGUUUAUUGCUAUCAAGCCCGACUACGGCAAGAUUGUGCUGGGAAUGUUGAACUUUUCACCCCGGUUGAAGCCCGUUGAGAACCUUUCGCUGCAGCGAUCGAUUCAGCUUUCCGGAGGAAUAUCUGCCAUCUUGUUCGCCUUCGCUCGAAUCGUAGAGCUGUCCUCAUCGGCGAAAGUUCACGCCAGUUCGCUGAGUUUGCUGCUGAGAAUCGCCCACGAUAAUCACGACUUUUACAACGAGUUUGUUCAGCGCGAUCUACUCGAGCUAGUGGGAAUUGUGCUAAAGAACAAAAAAUGUCACAAGGAAAUCUGCGUACUCGCAGCACUACUGGAAGUCGCCUUCGAUCAGCCAAUCUUUGUUAAGCGAGUCGAUACGUACUGCGUGGCGACCAACUCGAUGGCGCGAGUUCGCUAUCCGGAAAUUAUCAUAUUUUUCUUUGAGAACUUCCAGAUGUGGAUAGAUCGAUCGGAAGAAGUCCUGAAUUUGGUAUUUGACGUCUUGAUCACCUGCACUAGGGAAAAACAUCCCGGCAUGGAUUUCAACUGCAAGCGCCUUGCCACAGCCGGACUCGUCCCGACGUUGAUCGACUUUUGUCGCAUGAACUUUGUGAUUCCUCCGAAGACAGUAAAAAUCUCAAAGUCAGCCGCCGAUUCGUUGGUUACGCUCAUCACAAUCCUUUCGAACACACCUCCAAACGUUAGCCUGCUGAAAGAGAUAAUCGAGCUGCUGCUGCUAAUGCAUAAACCAACCGACAGCUACGUUACCCACGACCGGCAAAAGUUCUACUUCAACAUCAAUCCGCAGCUACCGAGCCGUCCGUCAUCCAAAACAAGCGAACAAAGAACCACACCCCGGCUAAACCUCCGCGAACGUCGCCUCAGGUACUCCCAACUCCGUAAAGCGAUCCCGUUGGCACUUUCCAAUUCGCACGAAACCUCGUUCGAAUCGACGACCAGCUUCAUCGAGCUGAGCCGGCUGGGAAGCUCGUCCAAAACACCUCCCGAUUCGGGCGAAUCUUCAACACCCAGUACUCCGCAGCGCAGCGCCGCAACGCUGGACAACUCUGCCAACUACGAGCGGCUGAACCAGGCGAUGGGCAAUCUGGACAUUCGCCGCAGAAGCCUCAAGGCGGACAAGCACAAGAUUCGUCGCUUACAGAGUCCAGGAUCAAAGGGCUGCUCAACGCCCAGGGAACGUGUCAGCUCGCCGAGAAUUUGCGAACGCAAGGAACUGCAGCGGUCGACGCAGUCCCUGCCGACCAAGUUUAAGUUCUUCGAGCAAAACUACUUCGGUACUGGGAACGACUUCAUCCAGGAGAGCUUCCUGCGGGCACUGUGCGACUUUCUGUUGAUCCUACCGGACCAAGACGCCAAGCAGUUCUUCCACGUGGACAACCAGAUAAUCGAGACGCUAUUGAUUCUGGCGAACAACUCCAACAUCCGGAUCCGGACCAUGGUCAUCAACCUGAUUGCCGUUAUCAGCGAUCGCGUACUGCACGGCAGUUCGACGGGCGUCCUGAGCUACACCGACGAACAGUACAAGAUCUGCUGGCACCAUCUGGGCAAUCAGAUAAGCUCGCACAGCGUCAACGUCGACCUGCUCAACGCUAGCUUCCGAUGGAUCACCAAGAGUGGUUCGGUACUUACGCUCGAAACGCUCAUCCUCGACCAUCACUUCACGGUAGUUCAGGAGAGUGGGCUGAAUAUCCUGUUGGCAAUCCUCCCGCAGUCCAGCGCAGAGUCCCGACUGUUCCAGCUGAUUUUGAAGGUGAUGGAUUACGUGUGCGUGAAGCAACCACGAGCGGCCCAGUACAUGCUGGAAAACGGGUUGAUUUGGACGAUCGUAAAGACCGCAGUCAAGAUGCACGAAAAGGACGACGAUGAGCUGGCGAGCAACUUCGACAGUUAUCUUGACUUUGUGACCGGUUUGGCACAUCGAGCCGUCGUAUCGGCCAACUUUGUCAAUCCAUUCUGGGACUUGAUCAAUGGACUAACCCUGGCAGAACGGAACAAGAAUCCGAAGGUUACGUGCGGAGUUCGUAACGUGCACGCGCUUCUGUACCGUAACCUGUUGCAGUUCUUUGUGUACCGCCCGACGGAGUCGAUCAUCGGUCAUAAAAACAACUCAUUCACCGUGGAUCUUCCGGGUAGCUCGAUACCGCGUUCCGAGGUCCGCAUCCGCUUCAACCAGGUGCACGACAAAGCGGUGCAGUUCAUUACGAACAGUGACGCGCAUCACACGGUGUCCGACGCGGAGAUUCUGCUGAUCAAGACACUGAUGAGCAGAACGUUGAACGGGAACCCACGGGGAGGAAAUAUCAUCAUCUGGUGUUUGCUGCCGAAGCGACCGCUCAGCUUGAAGCUGUACACGUUGCGGCAGCUGGGGCAGUACAUCGACGGGGGAAGUAAGCUGUCGAUGGUUUGCGAUGUGACAAUGCUGAAGGUCUUCAGUGAAAGCAUUGUAUUGGUAAACCAGAAGGAGUUGUCCGAAGACGAUCGAGUGUUUGUGCAAAGCUUUUGUCAAGCGAUCGAGGGGCCUCAAACUGGGGCCUGGACGCUUACGCAAACGAUCGAUAAGUUCGACUAUCUGAGGACGGUACAUCUGAACGAUCAAGAGCAAAGUAUUUUGAAGUCGAUCAACAAGCAGGAGAAGUUAAUUCACACGUGCACGAUCGCGGCGAUGGAGAUAACGCGGAACAUCGUGGAGAAGCAGAACAAACUGAGGAAAGAGUUGAUUAUACAGCUGAAAAAAGACAGCGACUUCAAGUUCUUCAACCAGUGGCGUCAGAUCAUCGAUCAGAUGACGCACGAAGAUGCGCCGUGGUAUAAUGCGAAGCUGUAUCCGAACUCGUGGGAACUGGACGAUACCUUUGGACCAGGGAUGGUUCAGACGCGAAUGCGACGAUGCCAUCAGACGAUCGAGCAACGCUUCCUGCAGAAGGACUUCCAGUUUGGAGACGGAACAGUCCCGCAGCAGCUGUUGGAUUACCUGAUGCCGAAGAAUCGCAGCCAGGAGUUUUCCAUGGAGAACCAGCUGCUGUACACGUCGAUUGUGAAGCAGAUUUCACCCAAGCAGGAACUGGACAGUGAGUGUAUUCUGACCAGUACAGAGCUGGUGCUGAGCCCCAACACGGGUGACCUGGAGAUUUACGACCUGUGCAGCAUAUCUAAGAUCUGGACGAAGCGAUACCAGCAUCAGGAAACGGCAGUUGAGAUUUUCUUGCGCAGUGGAAGGUCACUAUUUUUGGUGUUUGAUCGCAUGUUGGAGCGAGAGGUAUUCGCCGGAUUCUUCCAGGAUCUGGUUCAGCGGGAGGGACGCCAAGAGUUGGAAGCUCAAACACAGCUGUGGAAGGAAGGUUUCCUCAGCAACUGGGAGUAUCUGAUGCAUUUGAAUCAGAUAUCCGGACGGAGUUACCACGAUCUGAUGCAGUAUCCGGUGUUUCCCUGGAUAUUGGCGGACUACGAAAGCAGCAUGUUGGACCUUUUGCUGGAGAGGAGCUUCCGUAAUCUGGAAAAGCCAAUUGCCGUGCAGUUUAAGGAUCUGGAGAAGCAUUACAUCAACAACUACAAUUAUCUGAAGCAGUCGGAGAAUGAUUCGACGGCCAAUCGGAAGAUUCAUCCGUACCAUUACAGCUCGCACUACUCCAACUCUGGCACGGUGCUGCAUUUCUUGGUACGGAUGCUACCAUUUACGUCGUUGUUUCUGCAGUACCAGGACAACAGCUUCGACAUCCCGGACAGGACGUUCCACUCGCUGGGUACCACGUGGAAGCUGGCAAGUCGUGACUCUCCGACUGACGUCAAGGAGCUGAUUCCGGAGUUUUACUCUUGUCCGGAGUUCCUGGAGAAUCUUGAAGGGUUCGAUUUUGGCAAUCGCCAGUCCGGCGAACCUGUCAACCACGUUGAGCUGCCACAGUGGAGUCAUCAAUCGGCUCGACUGUUUGUGCUGAUCCAUCGACAAGCGCUGGAGUCGGACCACGUUCGCCGCCGGAUAUGUCACUGGAUCGAUCUGACCUUUGGGUAUAAACAGGUUGGUCCGGCGGCGGUCGAAGCGAUCAACGUGUUUCAUCCCGCGACAUAUGCUUCCUUUAAUGCGUCCGACAUUGACGAUCCCGUUGAGAAGCUGGCGCUGGAAACGAUGAUCAAGACAUACGGGCAGAUGCCACGCCAGUUGUUUGACAGUCCGCAUCCGCAGCCGAAUUUGGUUGCUCCGCUGGGAGCGAAUCCGCCGGAGGUGAUCGACAGUGUCACUGGGUUAAAGUGGGGACUGUACAGCGGCACUCCGGUGCUUCCAAACCCGAAGAUCGUGGAUAUCAAGACGGUGGUGGGUAGCUUGGCGACGCUGGUUCAGCUGGAUGGUAACCGGAUUGUGGGGAUACCGGAGCGAACGAACAUCUUCCGAGGACCACAAUCCAGAGGGUAUUACUUUAUCGACUGGGGCAAGGUGGACAACGUGGUGAGGUUCAGGUCGAUCCACGAGAGUGACGCCCGAUCGUCCGAGUUGGUGUACAACACGAACGUGGAUCCGAUAACGGCUUGCGGUAGUGAUCCAAACUGUGCGGACAUUUGGUUCGGCCAUCGAUCGGGACGGAUCGCUGUGUUUCAGCAGAAGCAGGUUCGAAAGGUGUCGUUCUUUAACCAUAAUAUCCAGCCGGCGGUAACGAGGACGCGAUCGAGUUCGUUCCGUAAGUGGAUCGGACGGAAAAGUGCCAAUUGGAGAAAGAGGUUGGAGGGGGAUGACGAUGGAGAGGAAACGGUCGGACCUGUUCCGGUUAAGUGGAACUUCCCGGUUGUUUUGAUCAAGCACAGGGCGGAGAUUACAGCAAUCGCGAUUUCAACCGAGUUUAAGAUUGUUGUCAGUGUGGGCAUGGACGGAACGGCAGCGAUUUGGGACUACAACACGCUGAGUUACGUGAGAGAGAUUCCGAAACCGGUCAACGUAAUCAACUCCAAGAUCAGCUUGGUGUGUAUCAGUCCAACUUUGGGAGAUAUCGUGACGGUGCACUCGAGUCAGGAGUCGUCACGGAGAUCCGUGAGUCGGCCGUCCAACGAGACGUCCACGCUGGUGGACGACGAGAGCUUCGAGGUAACGGAGAACUACAACCUGGACUACGUGAACAUUACGAUGGCUUCGAGCCGCGAUCAGCUGCGGCUGCACACGGUCAACGCCAAGUACGUGGAGCAUACGUUUAUGGAGAGCCCGGUUGUGGCCGUGUCCUAUUCCGCGGUCAAGGAAGGCUGUGGAGUUAAUUGUAUCGCUGUGGGGCUGGAGAGUGGGGUUAUUCGGCUGUUUAGCAGCUGGAAUUUGGCGCUGGUGCGAGAGAUCACCAUGAAUCCGUACGACGCCUUUGGGGUCAAGAGCCUAAUCUUCUCGAAACAUCAACACCUAGUCGUGCUAACAACAAGCAAUGUGAUCCAAACAUGGAAAUCCGAAGGUCUUCCCGGAAUGUCACCGCAAAUAGCUGAGCUACCGGUACGUCGUUCGUUUGGUUAAGUCAGCGAGCAUCAGCUUAAAGCAAGAGCUUUUAACACCACGAAUACAUAUUUAAGUAACUCAAGAGAGCUUUAUCGUCCUGUUAUUACAUCUAAUUAAUGUUUUCUUUCCUUGUUAGCAGUCAAACAACGAUAGUUAUUGUAUUUUUUUGUAGACUAACGAAAACAGACUUUUAUUCUA